UCUUGUAUUUUUAUUUUUAUAAUUCAAGAAAAUACAUAAUAAUAAUUACUAUUUUUAAGUUUUCCUUAGUAUAUUAUGUAUGAUUUAUUUAUUAUUUUAAUUUUAUUAUGCACAUUUAUUUAUUUAUUUAUUUUAAAUUUCAUUUUCAAAUUUUAUCAUCAUAUUUGCUCUUUUUAUUUUUUUUGUAUGAUAUUAUGUGCUCUGAGUAUUUUGGAUUAGAGCAACAUAAUUUUAGAAAAUCUAUAUAAACAAGAUGAGUUUCCUUUUAUUAUACUUUACUUUUAGCUAGCCAUCUUUCGGCUUCAAAAGUUAAAUAAAAUUCAAAAGCCUUUCCAUAUUUAGGAUGUUAAAUGA
Messenger RNA from Tetrahymena thermophila SB210, 354 nucleotides. Its product is annotated as transmembrane protein, putative. The transcript has a single exon. The annotation marks the transcript as partial. The record is from RefSeq and is a predicted model, not a curated record. Lineage: Eukaryota; Ciliophora; Oligohymenophorea; Hymenostomatida; Tetrahymenidae.